This is a messenger RNA of Emys orbicularis (European pond turtle), 572 nucleotides long. It is a transcript of the gene HIGD2A, whose product is annotated as HIG1 hypoxia inducible domain family member 2A. The record is from RefSeq and is a predicted model, not a curated record. Gene Ontology annotation, cellular component: mitochondrion. The coding region runs from base 66 to 371 and encodes 101 amino acids. Gene Ontology annotation, biological process: mitochondrial respirasome assembly. Lineage: Eukaryota; Metazoa; Chordata; Testudines; Emydidae. The transcript has 2 exons.
AAGUACGGUGGCUGAGGAGGCUCCUUGGCAGUCACCUUCCUGUGCUGCUCGCGGGGGUGGUGACCAUGGCUCAGAGCUCCCCGCCGCCCUUUGACCCCAGCAGCCCCCCCCUUAUCGAGGGCUUCGUCCCCACCCCCCUGCACCGGGAGGGGUUCCGGGACAAGUUCCUGCGCAAGAGCCGCGAGAACCCGCUGGUGCCCAUCGGCUGCCUCUCCACUGCAGGGGCUCUGACCUAUGGACUUAUUUGCUUCCAGAAGGGCAAUACCCACCAGUCCCAGCUGAUGAUGCGGGCCCGUGUCCUGGCUCAGGGCUUCACCAUUGCUGCCAUCAUGGUGGGGGUGGUGGCCACAGCAAUGAAAGCUCAGAAGUGAGGUCAGGCUGGCCAUGAGCCGCAGCCUCCAGGAGUGGACAGACAACCUGUGCUUCAUGUCGUAGAAAUGGGCCCUUUGGCUGCUCUCAUCUUGCUGGGGGACCAGCUCAAUGGUGGUGGUGGUGGAGCAAUUAUUAAAGAUCCUACUGGGUUCUAGAGUUUUGGAAAUGCAGCGAAUACACCUGAGUGAUUCAACCUAAAA